Haemonchus placei is the source of this 546-nucleotide messenger RNA. Lineage: Eukaryota; Metazoa; Nematoda; Chromadorea; Rhabditida; Trichostrongylidae. The record is from the annotation of a GenBank genome assembly.
AUGCGCGAAACAUCGUUGCACGGUCCUGGCUAGCACAUCCGCGGCCGAGCACACGUUGUAAUCGACUGUGAUCUUCGGGUCUAACGAGGUGUGCAGUCCGACUUGGUGUUCUUCUUGUGUUUUGAUGUUUUCCGACGUAAAUUUGCACGCUUUACAUCUGUACACAGGAUGCUGAUGUGCAUGCCUUGUUAGUGCUGUUUUUGUUGCUUUCACGAGUGCAUCGCAUCGUCCACACUUCAAUUCCGUAAGAUGCUUUUCCUCUAUAGUUUUUAUUAUGAGGUCAAACUCUCGCACCGUUUCCUUUUUGAAUCGAGGACUUGCUCGAGGGAAACAUUCUUGAAUGACGGCGCACAGCUUCAAAAUAUCUCUCCGGUCCUCAAACAACUCUACAUUAUUCGGAUGGUUCACCCGCAUGUGCUCAUAUAUUCUGUAUUUAUCACAUUCACUCAAUCCACACAGUUUACACCAAAAUCCGCCUGCUUCAGCGUGAUGAUUGACGUGGGCAUGAAUUGCGUUAUCAUUGCUCAGCACCUGGCAGUCGCAUAA